Molecule: messenger RNA, 1035 nt
Organism: Fonsecaea multimorphosa CBS 102226
Lineage: Eukaryota; Fungi; Ascomycota; Eurotiomycetes; Chaetothyriales; Herpotrichiellaceae
Exons: 2
Coding region: 1-1035 (344 amino acids)
Cellular component (GO): cytoplasm
Source: RefSeq, a predicted model, not a curated record
AUGGCUCCCAAACUCCCUACUCACAAGCUCGGAAAGAACGGCCCUGAGGUGACAGCCAUCGGGUAUGGCCUCAUGGGUCUCUCAGCUUUCUACGGCAAACCCAAGCCCGACGAGGAACGCUUUGCCAUGCUCGACCACGCCUACGAAGCCGGCGCGCACUUCUGGGACUCUGCCGACGCUUACGGCGACAAUGAAGACCUGCUGGGCCGCUGGUUCCAGCGAAACCCGGGCAAGAGAGAGAACAUCUUCCUCGCCACAAAGUUUGGCAACACCACCGAUCCCACCUCGCAAGUUCGCAUCGCCAGGAACGACCCCGAGUAUAUCCGGGCAGCUUGCGACAAGUCUUUGAAGCGACUGGGUCUUCCCUACGUCGAUUUGUACUACUGCCACAGACUCCAAGCCAGUCAGCCAGUUGAGAUCACCGUCAGAACCAUGAAGGAGCUGCAAGAUGCCGGUAAAGUCAAGUACCUGGGUCUGAGCGAAUGCAGCGCCGACACCCUCAGGAGAGCUUGCAAGGUGGUGCACAUUGACGCCGUUGAGGUCGAGUACAGCCCUUUCUCCAUGGACAUUGAGAGCCCCCAAAUCGGUCUUCUCCAGGCCUGCCGUGAGCUUGGAGUCGCCGUCGUUGCAUAUUCCCCGCUCGGGCGGGGUUUUUUGACUGGAGGCAUCAGGAGCCGGGCCGACUUUGAAGAAGGCGACUUCCGUGCCAUUGCACCUCGAUUCAGCGAGGAGAACUUCCCCAAGAAUCUCAAGCUGGUGGAUGACAUCAAGGCCAUUGCCGACGAAAAGGGCUGCACUCCGGGCCAAUUGGUCCUGGCCUUCUUGAUGGCUCAGGGAGACGAUAUCUUCCCUAUUCCUGGAACCACGAGAAUCAAGAACUUCGAUGAGAACAUCGCCUCGUUGAAGGUCAAGAUCACUCCUGAGGACAAUGCCAAGAUUCGGAAGGUCAUUGACGCGGCCGAAGUCCAUGGUGCUCGGUACCCCGAGGCUUUCUCCAAGGCUCUGUUCGUCGACACCGUGCCAUUGAAGGAGUAA